AUGGGCCUAUUAAGUAGUGUACUGCUGUUUGGGAUUCCGGAAUCUGUCAUGCAUAAUAGUGAUACAUCAAGGGAAGGACUUUGCAUGAGAAAUGAGAACGAGGGGGAGUUCUUGUGCACCCUCAUAGCAGGUAUCAAGUGCAAAAAUGUCUGGGUCUGGAAGAAUUCACGUUUGUCAUGCUUGUCUGGCAUGACUCUUAAAUCUGUCAUGCACGUUACCCAAGAGCUCCGUUUU
Amoebophrya sp. A120 is the source of this 234-nucleotide messenger RNA. The record is from the annotation of a GenBank genome assembly. Lineage: Eukaryota; Dinophyceae; Syndiniales; Amoebophryaceae.